Molecule: messenger RNA, 1557 nt
Organism: Sclerotinia borealis F-4128
Lineage: Eukaryota; Fungi; Ascomycota; Leotiomycetes; Helotiales; Sclerotiniaceae
Source: the annotation of a GenBank genome assembly
UUGACAAACCGACGACAAGCCGAAAUAAGGGCACAACGCAACACUGAGGAUCAUCGAAGAGUCAAGGCAAUCCUGGAAUUUUCGCGCUCAGAGCGACCAUUUCCUUUGGCCGAUGAAGCAAUUGCUACCAGGUGCUAUGCUCUCUGGAAAGAUCAAAAGAGACUACAUCGAUUUUGUGUAGGGUUCACUGACAUUCAUGCAGCUAAAAUUAGGGAAGAACGAGAUCGGUUGACGGGACUUGGUCAGAUGGUUGCAGAAGCCCGUUCGGAACUCAUCCGCGAAAUCAGUGAUGAGGUCGAGAAUGCAAUCAUGAUGGCUGUUAACGAGGACAAGAGGUUCGACGAAUGUCUCAAGAGGCAAGCUGAAAUCGAUCGUGGUGACAGAUCCAUGACCGAUAAAGACAGGGAAUUCGCUAUGAGCGAAACUGCAACGGCCUUGAGGUUCAACCGCGCAUUAAACUUGAUCCAGAAAGAAGCGGAUCGAGACUACGAAUUUACAUUUGGCAUUUUUGCUCUCUCGUACGAAAGAGUGCGGGGUCGAAACGUUACUGAAGAUAGACUCCGUCGCGAUAUCAGCGAGUAUAUUGCGCUCUUGCGGAAAAGGGGCGCAUCAGACAUAAUCGAGGAAGACUUCCGCGUUGAAGUGAUGCGACAGCACGCUUUGGAUGAAGAAACCUUUGACUUUGACCCCACAGCUCGGUACUUCUCAACGGACACCAGUGAAAUGGUCACACCAAACACAUUGGUGACUCGCAUCCCUUUCCGUCAAUGGGUGGUCCAAUUUGAAACUCAAAUGGGAGGACCCUUGAGACCAAGUUUCGACCGAUGGUGGCAACUGUUGGAUGCCUACAGAGCCUACUUGGCACAGAUAGCUCCAGCUCAACUCAUUAUCUUCAACGCCGCACGCAUGUCCAUCGCAACACGCAUGUUUUGGGCUCUCGCAGGAGUUCCCGAAUCAUUUCAUGGACACACAUCAGAGGCGCUCCCAGGCCGGAUUGAACUCCCGAAUGAAGCCGAUGCACCAGGCAAUGUCUUCACAUCAAUGAGACAAAGACUCGCAGGACUCAUGACAGGACUCGACCGUUUGCUUGAGAGGGCAGACACAUUGGUUCGUGAAUCCCAUUCUCAAGCCAUGUGUGCAUCCAUGCUCAUCGGUCAAUGCACCAGGUUGUUGACGGUCCGGAUAGAGUGUAAUGUCUAUCCCUCGGAAUAUGACGUGGAGUUGAUUCAAAUCAGAUCGGACAAUGCAUUGGAGCUCAUCACCUAUUUGGAAAACGAACGAGAUGCCCGAAUCAGGAGAGAAGCCGAGCAGAGACACGAAGAAGAACAAGAAGCUGAACGACAGCCUCUUCUCGUUGACACCACACCAAUGGAGAUUGAUGCCAUGGAACAAGAGGCCGAAAACAUUACCGAUUCUCGCCGCCUCAUUGGUCCCUCACCACCAUCACCAGAAGAACAAGAAUCAUCGGGCGACGAGACACUAUGGUCAGGAGAAGAUUGGGACAGAUGGGUUGAAGAGUGGGCUGAGCAAGACAUGGACGAUCAGUGGUGGCCUUGA